Messenger RNA from Elephantulus edwardii (Cape elephant shrew), 3807 nucleotides. RefSeq names its product wings apart-like protein homolog. The transcript has 19 exons. Lineage: Eukaryota; Metazoa; Chordata; Mammalia; Macroscelidea; Macroscelididae. The record is from RefSeq and is a predicted model, not a curated record. Gene Ontology annotation, biological process: regulation of chromosome condensation.
GAGGGGGCCGGGAGCGCAAAUGGCGUUGAGAUGGUACUGGGCCCUGUUCAAACUCCAGCGCUGACCAUUCACUGGCGGAAGCGGCGGCGCCGGCGGCGACGGCCCAGCGGGCGCACGGAGUGAGCUUUGGUGCCGAUUUCGGCGGCUAGGGAGGCCUAGUCCCCGGCCCGGCCGGCCGUGGUCAAGGCGGGGAGGGAAGUUGCGGGAGAAUAUGAAACAAGUGUCAAAAUGACAUCCAGAUUUGGGAAAACAUAUAGUAGGAAAGGAGGAAAUGGCAGUUCAAAAUUUGAUGAAGUCUUUUCCAGUAAGCGGACCACCCUUAGUACAAAGUGGGGCGAGACCACAUUUAUGGCUAAAUUAGGGCAAAAGAGGCCCAAUUUCAAACCAGAUAUCCAGGAAAUCCCGAAGAAACCUAAAGUAGAAGAUGAAGAUACAGGGGACCCUUUUGGAUUUGAUAGUGAUGAAGAGUCUCUACCAGUUUCUUCAAAGAAUUUAGCCCAGGGAAAGGGUUCCUCUUACUCAGAAUCUAGUGAAGCUGCUCAGUUAGAGGAUGUUACGUCUGCACUUGAGGCUAAUAGCAAAAUUGGUCAUCUGGUGAGUGAAGACAGUAGUGUGUCUGAUAAAUGCUUACCUUUGGAGGAUACUCUCAUUGGAAAAGAGAAGAGCACAAACCGUGUCCUUGAGGAUGAUGCAAGCAGAAGUAUCUGUGCUAAAUUAACAACUUCAGGAAAAGUGGAGAAUUUUAGUGAAGAUCAUGAAAAAAAUAGUCACCAUAUUUAUAAAAAUGCUGAAGAUGGUAGUAAGAAACCUAAUGCUGAAAUUGUAGUGACUUCUGGAUACAAAGCUGAUGAGAUCAAAGAGACAAAUGACACAUGGAACUCCCAGGCUGGGAAAAGGUCAGAGUCUCCAUCAGAAAUCUCUCCCACUAAGGGAUCUCUAAGAACUGGUUUGUAUGAGUGGGAUAAUGAUUUUGAAGAUAUCAGAACAGAUGAUUGUAUACUAGGUUUGGGUAGUGAUCCUUUGGAGAUGAAGGAUGAAGAUUUUAAAAAGCAAUUGGAGAAUAAUGAAGCCAUUGAGGAAGACAUUGUGCAAAGUGUUCUUAGGUCAAGCAAUUGUAGGACGUACUGUAGGGCCAAUAAAGCAAAGACUUUACAAGGAGUAUCAACUUUUGAUAAGUUACUGGAUGGCACCAGUCAGGCCUUAGCUAAAGCAAGCAGUGAAUCAAGUAAAGACGGCCUGAAUCAGGCAAAGAAAGGUAGUGCAAGUUGUGGGACCAGUUUUAGAGGGACUGUUGGACGGACUAGAGAUUACACUGUUCUCCAUCCAUCUUGCUUGUCAGUUUGUAACGUCACUAUACAGGAUACUAUGGAGCGCAGCAUGGAUGAAUUCAGUGCAUCAACUCCUGCAGAUUUGGGAGAAGCUGGCCGGCUAAGAAAAAAGGCAGACAUUGCAACUUCCAAGACCACUACUAGAUUUCGACCUAGUAAUACAAAAUCCAAAAAGGAUGUUAAACUUGAAUUUUUUGGUUUUGAAGAUCAUGAUGAUGCAGGAGGUGAUGAAGGAGGUUCUGGAAGCUCCAAUUACAAAAUUAAAUAUUUUGGUUUUGAUGAUCUUAGUGAAAGUGAAGAUGAUGAAGAUGAUGACUGUCAAGUGGAAAGAAAAACGAGUGAAAAAAGAACUAAAACAGCACCAUCAGCCUCCUUUCAAUCUCCCCCAGAAAGCAGUGACAAUUCCCAGGAUAGUCAGUCUAAUACUAAUAAUGCAGAAAACUUGGAUUUUACAGAGGAAUUGCCUGGUGUGCCUGAAAAUGUAAAGAAACCUGCAAAUAAACAAGGAGAUAAGUCAAAGGAAAAUACUAGAAAGAUUUUUAGUGGUCCCAAACGGUCCCCUACAAAAGCUGUAUAUAAUGCCAGACAUUGGAACCAUCCAGAGUCAGAAGAACUCCCUGGGCCACCAGUAGUAAAACCUCAGAAUGUCACAGUGAGGCUCUCUCCAAAGGAACCAAUUCAAAAAGAUGAUGGUGUUUUUAAGGCUCCUGCACCACCACCCAAAGUGAUAAAAACUGUGACCAUACCUACUCAGCCCUACCAGGAAAUAGUUACUGCACUGAAAUGCAGAAAAGAAGAUAAAGAAUUAUAUACUGUUGUUCAGCAUGUGAAACACUUCAAUGAUGUUGUGGAAUUUGGUGAAAAUCAAGAAUUCACUGAUGACAUUGAGUACUUAUUAAGUGGCUUAAAGAGCACUCAGCCUCUAAACACACGUUGCCUUAGUGUUAUUAGUUUGGCUACUAAAUGUGCCAUGCCCAGUUUUAGAAUGCACCUGAGAGCACAUGGAAUGGUAGCAAUGGUCUUUAAAACUCUGGAUGAUUCCCAGCACCAUCAGAAUCUGUCCCUUUGUACAGCUGCCCUUAUGUAUAUAUUGAGUAGAGAUCGGUUGAACAUGGACCUUGAUAGAGCUAGCCUAGAUCUUAUGAUUCGACUUUUGGAACUGGAACAAGAUGCUUCUUCAGCUAAGCUACUGAAUGAGAAAGACAUGAACAAAAUUAAAGAAAAAAUCCGAAGACUCUGUGAAACUGUACACAACAAGCAUCUUGAUCUAGAAAAUAUAACGACAGGGCAUUUAGCUAUGGAGACACUAUUGUCCCUUACUUCUAAACGAGCAGGAGACUGGUUUAAAGAAGAACUACGGCUUCUAGGUGGUCUGGACCAUAUUGUAGAUAAAGUAAAAGAAUGUGUGGAUCAUCUAAGUAGAGAUGAAGAUGAAGAGAAAUUAGUAGCCUCAUUAUGGGGUGCAGAGCGAUGUUUACGAGUUCUAGAAAGUGUAACAGUGCAUAAUCCAGAGAAUCAAAGCUACUUGAUAGCAUAUAAAGAUUCACAACUUAUUGUUUCAUCAGCUAAAGCAUUACAACAUUGUGAAGAACUAAUUCAGCAAUAUAACCGUGCUGAAAACAGUAUAUGCCUACCGGACAGUAAGCCUCACCAGAAUGUAACUAGCCAUGUGGGUAAAGCAGUGGAAGACUGCAUGCGGGCCAUCAUUGGGGUGCUGCUCAACUUAACCAAUGAUAAUGAGUGGGGCAGCACCAAAACAGGGGAACAGGAUGGCUUGAUAGGCACAGCAAUGAACUGUGUACUUCAGGUUCCAAAGUACCUACCUCAGGAGCAGAGAUUUGAUAUUCGAGUGCUGGGAUUAGGUCUGCUGAUAAAUCUAGUGGAGUAUAGUGCUCGAAAUCGGCACUGUCUCGUCAACAUGGAAACGUCAUGUUCUUUUGAUUCUUCCUUCUAUAGUGAAGAUGGAGAUGCCAGUUUAAGGAUAUCUGGACAAGUUCACGCUGUUCAGGCUUUAGUGCAGCUAUUCCUUGAGCGAGAGCGAGCAGCCCAGUUGGCAGAAAGUAAAACAGAUGAAUUGAUCAAAGAUGCUCCCACCACUCAGCAUGAUAAGAGUGGAGAGUGGCAAGAAACAAGUGGAGAAAUUCAGUGGGUAUCAACUGAAAAGACAGAUGGUACAGAGGAUAAACAAAAGAAGGAGGACGACGAUGAAGAACUUGACCUCAAUAAAGCUCUUCAGCAUGCUGGCAAACACAUGGAAGACUGCAUUGUGGCCUCAUACACAGCACUGCUGCUUGGCUGUCUCUGCCAGGAGAGUCCAAUCAAUGUGACUACUGUGCGGGAGUAUCUACCAGAGGGAGAUUUUUCAAUAAUGACAGAAAUGCUAAAAAAAUUUCUCAGCUUCAUGAAUCUUACUUGUGCUGUUGGAACCACGGGCCAGAAAUCUAUCUCUAGAGUGAUCGAAUACUUGGAACAUUGCUAG